Cavia porcellus (domestic guinea pig) is the source of this 4817-nucleotide messenger RNA. It is a transcript of the gene Gmnc, whose product is annotated as geminin coiled-coil domain containing. Gene Ontology annotation, cellular component: nucleus. The coding region runs from base 696 to 1703 and encodes 335 amino acids. NCBI's taxonomy places the organism in Eukaryota, Metazoa, Chordata, Mammalia, Rodentia, Caviidae. Gene Ontology annotation, biological process: negative regulation of cell cycle; negative regulation of DNA replication. The record is from RefSeq and is a predicted model, not a curated record. The transcript is spliced from 5 exons.
GGAAUUAACCCUGCACUGGGAGACCGUGAAGAGGAGAGCUUGCCAUUCUUGGGAAGUUUAAGUUUAAUCACUUGUUUCAGAAAUUGGGUAAAAUAAGACACUACAAAUAGGAAAAAAUAAAUAAGCCCUGUUACAUCGUACAACCAAUGACGUUAGUUUUCCUGUGGGCUGAAAAGUACUUUCAGGCAGUACUAACUCUAAGGUCUGUGAAAGUGGCACCCUCAGGAGCCCCCUCCCCGCCCCCCAUCCCCUUUGAAAUGCAGCUGGAUUUUGCCUGAUCCUGAGCCCCUGCCCGCCCGCUGCAAUGAACUCCUCCAGGACCCGAGGAGGAGGAGGGAGCUCUGCCCACUGGGCCGGGCCAGUACCGCGAGCCCCAGAGCUUGAUGCCCCGCGCAGGUAGCGCCAGUCGCUAGUUUGCAAAGCGCAGGUCGGGUCUCCACACCACCGGCCGGGGUGCUGAUGCCCGAGUCACUUUGCUGUGGCUGGGUGUCCCCCUCCCGACCCACGUCACCUGUUUGACAGCCUCGCGCCAAAUCAGAAGGCAGCGCUUGCCAGGAGCCCCGCGCGUCACCCCGAGCUCCUGCAGAUUAGAACUCGCCUCUCCUGGCUCCUCCCUUCAGCCCAUUUAAAUCUCCCACUGCCUUUAGGAAAAAGUUACCCGGGCUCUGUCUCUGCAUUGCUUUUUCCACCGCAAGAUGAACACCAUUCUGCCUUGUCCAGACCAGUAUCUUUCAGGAGGCCAGAACUAUAACUGCCCGUAUUCCGCUGCAACAUCAGAGUCUAGUGUUGAUGUUUCCACGGAGACUUGGGUCUCUUUCUGGGCUGCUGGUCUCCUGGACAACAGUGAUCCCCAACAAGCACCACAGAAACAGGAACCAUCCUGUGACUUGGGUUUCCCUGUUCUGGACUCCUGUUCAUGGGAAGAAACUCAGCUUUCCUCGCAGCUCUUCCGAAACAAGCAGCUUCAAGAUACUCUGAUACAGAAGGAAGAGGAACUUGCUAGGCUGCACGAAGAGAAUAAUCACCUCAGACAGUACCUGAAUUCUACUUUGGUUAAAUGUCUCGAAGAGAAGGCCAAGAAAUUGCUUUCUUCAGAUGAGUUCUCCAAAGUAUGUGGGAAAUUCAGAAAGGGGAAGAGAAAUCCUAAAGAGCAAAGAUACUCUCCUGCCGAGACUCCCCACGCCAAAAAUGCCAAGAGGAAUCUCUCUAGUGAGUUUGACAACUGUGCAGAACAACCCAGGCCCCCUGUGGAUCCCUGGGUCCUCCAGAUGCUUGGGUUGAAAGACUUUGACACUAUCGAUGAUGCCAAAUCAGCUAACUGCAGUGCCCUCUCUGCUCAUCCCCAAGGAGUCACCAGAGCAUAUUCCCACUUUGUGGGUGAAGCGGUUGAUUAUGGAAAUGUCGCCAGAGAGCAUCUUCCCAAUGACCACGAAGGUGAAGGAACAGCCUUGUUGGGUAGCACUGCCAGCCCCGGGGGAGAGCUUCCCUGCUUUCCUCAACUUUCACGUCCCCCAGGAAGGACCCAAAUGCUUCCUUAUCAGGACGUGGAUGUGUCACCCAACAAAACCGAGAUGGCUUUCUCCACAUCCCUGAGCCCACACUGCAAUGUGAAGACUCAUUCUUUUCACCAGGGACAAGCUUUUGUGCGCAGAGACAAAGAGGGGGGCUGGAAGUUUACCUGGGUCCCCAAACAGUCCUACUGACCACCGUGCAUCUCAGAGCACUGCCGUGAACUCUGCUUACAGAGUCUCCUCUUGCACUUGACUAUGUGUGGAACACGGAAGCUAUCACCCAGCCUCUUUCCUGCCAUUUUAAAAGUUACUCUCACGUAUCUACUUAAAUCUGCAGGAAGUGUUUUUCAAGAAUUUAUAGGAAGCUUGCUCUUCUCUGACCUCAACUUGAUUUAUACACCAAUAGCUGUGACUGACUGACCCCUUCUCUUUGCUUUAUGUUUGAAACAGUAGUUUCCAAUUAUUGGCAGAUUUAAUGUAGUUUUAGUUCUGCUUUUCCAGUUAUGGCCAGUUUAACAGCUUUCCUUCAUUCUUCAAGUAGUUUAAUGUUCAUAGAUCUCGUACUUUUCUUCCUCUCCAGUUUCUCUGUCUUUCUGAACACUGCCUUUAGAAUGAGCCCUGAUAGUGGUCAAGUACUUGCUGCAGAAUGAUCACAGAGCUGAGGUGGGGUAGGCGUAAGUGCCUGUCCAUCACCACUGCAGGAGACAUAAUAUGGGUGUGAGUGGCCCUAGGUCCAGUUCAAAUAGUUGAAUGUCCCAUAGUGGCAUGGGCAAAAUACCUGUGAAAAUAACUGUAACUCCACUAAAAAGCAGUAUCAUUGAUACAUUACAAGUUACUUUAAAAAUGCCCCAUUGUAUAUCAGCUUCUCCUGGCACCUGAUUUUUUUUUUUUUAUUUAAUCAAAAUGGCUCAAACAAGAACACUUUAGGAACAAUGGGAACAAAGCGGGUCACCAUUUUAAUGGACAUAGAUGCCGGCUGCCCACUAUUAUUACUGGUAGCAUAAUCUAAUGUGGUUCUGCAUUAUCUUAUUCAUUUGAUCAUCUAUUCUUCAUUUAUCAGCUCACCUGAAAUGUCUGUAGAACACCUCACUUAUAAACCCUGUGCAGGGCACUGUGAGACCAUGUGAGCGAUUCAUAGUCUGUGCCCACGCUUUUAAAACCGGGAGCCAUUACUCUGCUCUUUGCCUUGAGAAAGCUACUUCCCUUGUAUGAAAGCUCAGUUUUCCUAGAUGAAAUUGGCAUUGAGAUGAGAUGAUUGCUCACAUUCUGUGAAUGCAGGGGGGUCAUAUCAGUUUUUCUCUAAGGGAGGAAUUCCUGGCUACCUUUCCCUUUCAUUUUGAUAAGAACUACAGAUAUUACAUAGGGUGAACUUUCCAUACAAUUUUUUUGUAAAAUGAGCCAUUUGCAGUUAGCAUUAGAGAUCAUUGCUCUUACUACAGCAUUCAUUUUCUGACAGGGGCCCAUUUUCUAGGUUAGUUCAGUCUGUUUGAAAGUAGCUUGCAUCUAGAAAUAAAUAUAUACAAAUUAUCAAGUAAGUGUGCAUAGAAUGAACACAACUAUCGAUCUCACGGGUUCUUCCCUUUCUAAAUUUUUUCUCUUUUCGAAUUUAAAAACGGUAUUUUUAGUGUUCUUGCUGGUCCUUCUUUCACAUCCCUUAAGCUUUUUUGCUGUUCCCAGGCAGAAAUUACACAUCAAAGUUGUACACCUACAUUUUUUACAUCACCUUAACUUAGUGAUGAAGCUGACCAUCUUGAAAUACACUCCCACUUUUAUUUUUCUUAUUUAUCCUCAAUCACCUUGGACAGUUGGAUUUCAUAUGUAUGUUGUUUGGAAUUCUAACAAAAGCAUCUCUUUUACUUUUUAUUUUUUAAUUUUUUUUUUGCUGUUAAUUGUUGCUUUACUUUGGUUGUAUGAACAGAGCAUCUAUGUUAAAAUAUUGUUAUGCUUGUCAAUUGUCUUUAUAUUCCAUGAAGGGGAAUUCAAGAUAUAAUUAAUAUCAUUCUCUGGAAUGUUUUAAUGGCUUGGGAAAAGCCAAUACCACAUUCCAUUUUCUCAGCACAAAAUUAAGAGUGCCUUUUACAGUCUAAAGUUUGUGCCCUGAGUGGGUGAAAUUUUUCUCUGUUUAGAGUAACAAAUUUAAGAAUUAGAAUUGAUUGUAGUAUACUACACUAGGAAUUGAGUAAACAAUGUAACAAUUUUGAGAGGAUAAUAAUCAAGCUAUAAAACAAAAUCAGUUAAUAUGUUUAUGUGGCAUUUCAAAUGCUACCUAGUUCUAUGGGGAUGUGUCCAGGUUUGGCUCAGCGCACUUGGUACAUGAAACAAAGCCACAUAAAAUGUCAUGCUCAUGAGAGCUUUUAAGUGAAACUUGGUCUCAGUCUGCCUUAUAGAAAAUAUAGAAUGUUUGUGUGGCAAACUGACAACUUGCUCUGGUUAUAUCAUAAAGCAUAGAAUAUAAAAAAACAAGUACAUAUUCUUACAAUCAUGACUACACACAUUUGGUAUUUGUUUGAAUUACAUGUAGAAAGUUAUUUUGCUGAUAUUUGAGAAAUUAGAACUUUCUUUGAGUAUCUGUUAUACCAUUUAUGGCUUUAUCAUUCUUAAUAAACUACAGUUAAUAGAAAGCUAAAGUGGGAAAUAAAAACUAAAUGCUUCUUUGAGUAUGAUAAAUAUUUUUAUAUUGUGCAUAACAUUUGCUAAUAGUAGAUCUUCUCUAUAACAUAAUCUUAUUUAUUUGUACUUCUUUUGUAUUAUAUAUAUGGUCACAAUAGUGAUAUCUUCAUGUGUCUUUUCCCUUUAAUGAGACUUCCGGUUAUUAGGUUGCUUUAGGAGUCAGGUACCUCAGGAGUGUAGCGAUCCCUUUCUUCACCACACAUAAAAAUUAGAAGACAGUGUCAAUUUUUAAAAUUUCAUUUCCAGUGUCCUCGGACCACAUGACAAUAAAUCACUCUUGCAUCUCACUGGUAUGUCAAAAAUAAGAACAAUUGAAAGCUUCAACUAUGAACAUGACAUUUAAUGCAUGGGAUUACUUAAUACUCCAGUGAUACUAAACUAUGAUUGUGAAACAUUUGAGGAAAAUAAAAUACAUGUAUUAAUAAAAGCAUUGCUGAACUUAAUCUAAUUAAAGAAAAAAGAAUUUUUGUCACCUGUGACAAAUGGAUUCUACAACAAAGCAUAUCUAUGUAUCACAGGUACAUAAGAAAUUAUAGUUAGUACGCCUAAUUAUAACUUUAAUAUGUGUUACUUCCUGCCUGUGAAGUUAGAACAUACAUGUAUAUAUUGUUUCAAUUUACCAAAAAAGUUACAAAA